GACUCCGGGAGGUUUGAAGGAGCGGCGCGCUGAGCUGGGUGGCUCGGCUGCCGCUGAGAUGUCGGUGCUGAGGCCGAUGGACAAGCUGCCCGACCUGAACCGGGCCACCAUCUUGCUGGUGGGCACGGAGGAUGCGCUUCUGCAGCAGCUGGCGGAGUCCAUGCUCAAAGACGACUGUGCGUCCGAGCUGAGGGUCCACUUGGCCAACUCCCUCCCUUUGCCCUCUGACGUGAACCGGCCCCGAAUUGACCUGAUUGUGUUUGUGAUUAACCUUCACAGCAAACACAGCUUCCAGAAGGUAGAGGAAUCUCUGAACCAUGUGGACAGUCGCUUCUUCCUGGGGAAAGUCUGCUUCCUUGCCACAGGGGGUGGAGAGCUUUCGAGCCACCACGGCCCAGCGCCUGGUACGCAUGCUGCAGAUCUGCGCUGGCCACGUGCCCGGUGUCUCAGCGCUGAACCUGCUGUCUUUGCUGAGGAGCUCCGACAGCCCCCUGUCCAAGGAGUCGUGAGCACUGCUGCCCUCCCCGCGUUUGGCUCUAGCUCUGUAAGCAAUCACUGUUGGUGAAGACCAGUCAGGGCCUGGCAGGCCCGGGAGGCGGCCUGCUCACUGCAGGGCUGAGUGAGCUCUGCUCUACCAGGCAGUGCAGUGCUGGGCAGGAAUGGGGAAGGGAGCCCCAUGAUUGGAAUCCCAUGCCUCCCAACUCACCCCACAGAGGCCCACAUCUUCACCUGUCUGGCGGGCUGCAUCCACUGAAGAUUUCUUUGGAACAAAGAGCCAUGACUUUAAAAAAAAAAAAAAACCUGAAAAUCUGUCUCAUCCACCAUUUGACUUUGUAAAUGAGGAAACUGACUCAGUGCAAUUAAAGGGAGAGCGUGGCUUCCAGGAUCCCAGAGAAGUGUCACGUGCUGGCCCUGCUUCUUAUAA
Molecule: messenger RNA, 925 nt
Organism: Chionomys nivalis (European snow vole)
Lineage: Eukaryota; Metazoa; Chordata; Mammalia; Rodentia; Cricetidae
Gene: Cenpm
Product: centromere protein M
Exons: 5
Coding region: 59-565 (168 amino acids)
Source: RefSeq, a predicted model, not a curated record